This is a messenger RNA of Plasmodium adleri (nom. inval.), 3138 nucleotides long. Its product is annotated as conserved Plasmodium protein, unknown function. Bases 1 to 3138 code for a protein of 1045 amino acids. NCBI's taxonomy places the organism in Eukaryota, Apicomplexa, Aconoidasida, Haemosporida, Plasmodiidae. The transcript has a single exon. The record is from RefSeq and is a predicted model, not a curated record.
AUGAUUAGAAACACUUAUUUGAAGUACUCCUAUAAAUAUAAAAAUAUAAAAAAUGUAAAAGAAAAAAUUUCUCAUAUAUAUUAUAACUUUGAUAAGAAUGUUUGUAAUCUUGUAGGGAAGAAGAAACAUGAUAUGAACUGUUAUAAAAAUAUUGAAGAUAUUAAGAAUGAAAAGGAUUUAGAAUUUUUUUUUUAUAACUAUGACAAAACAAAUAUAGAUGAUUUAUUUAAGGAUUAUAAAUAUUUAAUUGAUUGUAAGGAUUAUCAGAAAGAAUGUUCAGAGAAGGAGAUGUUAGAAAAAUCAUAUAUAAUAAAAUAUAUAUCAUAUAAUAUUCAGCUUUUUCAUUUUAUAAAAUAUAAACAUAUAUUCUAUGAAAAUAAACCACCUCUACAAGAUAGCAACAACAACAAUAAUAAUAAUAAUAAUAAUAAAAAUAAUAAUUAUAAUAAUAAUUAUAAUUAUAAUUAUAAUUAUAAACAUUUGUAUGAUGUGAACAAUAAUUAUUAUAAUAUCUCCAAUAAGACAAAUAAAUAUUGUAGUGAUAAUAAUAAAUGUGUACAAAAUAAUAUCUACUAUAUUCAUAAUAUUGAAAAGGGUAAAAUAAACAAAGAAGAGAUGCUUAAAAAUAUAGAUAAAAAUAAAUGUUUACAAUAUCUUUUUGAUAAUGAUGUUUAUAAAUUUAUAAGUCAAAUAAAAAAAUGUGAUAUAUGGAAUUAUAAAGAUAAAAUUGUUGAUAAAAAUUAUAUUAAUUAUAAUAUAUUUUUUCCAAUUAAUUAUAUGAAUAUAGAAAAAAAAGAAAAUUGUAAAUCUAAUACACAAAAUGUUUCUUAUUAUGUAAAUACAAAUAUAUUUCUUCAUAAUAUACAUAGAUAUAAUAAAGAUAUAUUUUUAGAUAUAAUAAAAAGAAUGAAUUAUAAAAUAUUAAAUUCUCAAGAUAUUAAAAAUAUAUUAAUUAUAUUAACUUUAUUACAUCAUAAUAAUAUAUCAUUUUCUACUGAAAAAAAUAAUAUUAUAAAAAAUAAUAAUCCUAAUAAUAAUACAUGUAAUAAAUUUAUUUAUAAAAAUAAAGAAUAUAUAAAUAAAAGAAUAUUUAUGGACGUCUUUACAAAUAUUUAUAAAACCAUUUGUUCAAAAAGAAAUGAUAUAUCUUUUUUAUAUUUAUAUGAUUAUCUUUUAAUAAUGACAGUAAAUGAUAUUAAAAAUAAAGAGUAUUACAUAAGUAUAGUAGAAAUAUUGUCAAAUUAUAUGAAUCUCAUAAACAAAAUUACAAACAAUAAUAAUAAUGAAAAUAAUGAAAAUAAUGAAAAUAAUGAAAAUAAUUAUGAUAACAAUUAUGAUAAUAAUAAUUGUGAUAGUAUCCUCUUGAGCAAUUCAUAUGACAAUUAUCUUAAUGAUAAAAACAUUUCAAAACAAACACACAAUAAGAAUAAUCAACAAACAGUUUUCAAUCUUGAUCAAGUAUUUACAAAUUCUUUAAAUGAAUCAAACACAUGUGAUAUUGAAAAUAUUCAAAGGGAAGAAAAUUAUAGUAAUCAUCAUCAUAAUAAUAAUAAUAAUUUUAUUUAUCCAGAUAAUAUAUAUAAUAAAGAAAAUAUUAAUUUUGAUGAUAUUUCAAAAAAUGAUUAUUUAAAAAACGGAAAUGUAACAACUAAUAAUAAUACUUCAAUUAUAAAUAAUAUUAUAGAUUAUGAAAAUAAAAAUAUUGAACUUAGUAAAAGAAAUUAUAUUUAUUUACAAAAGAAAUUAUAUACAAUUAAAAAUAUAAUUAUAUCAAAAAUAUUGUUAAUAUAUAUUAUGAAAUAUAUAUUUAAUCAUAUUGAUAAUAAUAUAUUAUAUGCACACUCUGAUUUAAUUUGUGAAAAUUUAGAAUUAAUUCCUCCUAUGCUAGUUACAAAUUUUAUAUUUACAAUAGGUACUUGUAAAUAUAUUGAUGAAUUUUGUAUGUUUAUGCUAGCCAAAUAUGUUCAAAAUAAUAUUCAGAAUUAUACAUGCAAUGAAAUUAGUAUUAUUGUAAAUACAUAUGCUGAUGCUUCAUUGGAAGAUGUCAGUUUUUAUGAAACUAUUUGUGAUUAUAUGAAAUGUCAUUUUAAUAAAUUUUCUUCUAUCGAUAUUAUUAAAAUAAUUUAUGCAUUCUCAAAAGUUAGAAUACGUGAUAUAGAAUUAUUAAAAAUGUCUUAUGAAAAAAUUAACCAUUAUCUAAAUGAAAGAGAAAAAAAAUUUGAUAUUAAUAUGCAACUCAAAAUGAUGGAUUUUAAAAAAACAAAUGAAAACAAAAAAUAUAUGCAAUCACAAAAUUAUUUAAAAAUUAAAAAAAAUGCUAAUAAUAACACACAAAAUUAUUAUACUAAUAAUAUGUGUAAUAAUAAUAAUACAAAUAUAUUACAAAAUAAAGAGAAUAUUAAAAAAAAUAAUUAUAUUAUUAAUAAAUAUUUAUGUGCAUAUGCUUUAAUUGCAGCAGGGAAAUUAGAUUAUGUUGAAAAUGUAGAUAAAUUAUUUUUACAUUUAAAAGAAAGUAUAAUAAAUGAUGGUAUCGAUAUAAGAGGAAUCUUAUGGAUGCCUAUAGCAAUUACAAGCUUUUUAAGUUCACAGUGUAUAUUUAAUUUCUUACCAGUAUAUAUCAAUUUAAUAAAUCAAGCUUUUAAAAAAACACAAUCACCAAAAUUACUCUCUUUAUUACUAAGAAGACAUAAUAUAUUAUUACAUACAAUCGAAACGGAUAUUAUACCUAAAAAAUAUAUAGAUAAAAUAACUUUAAAUAAUCUUUAUCAUAUAUGUAAAAGUAAAAAAGAUAAUUCAAAAGAAAAAGUAUUUGUUCCAGAUAGCUCAACAUUCCAUAUUGAAGUUUCAAAUGCAUUAUUAUCAUUAGAUAUACCACACCAAAAAGAAGUAAACAUUUAUCCCUUUACAAUUGAUAUAUAUAUUCAAACAACACAAAAUAUAAAUGAACAACAACUAAAAAAACACAAUUCUGCUAGUACAUAUCAAAUGAAUCAAAAUAAUAUCAACACUAAAUUUAAAAAAACUAAUACAUAUAUGUAUGAAAACGAUACAAAUUUUGAGCAAACAUUUGAAAACAAAAAGGUAAAACAUAAAUCAAAGAAUAAGAAUGAGGUAUAUACGGAAAUACCAUUUAUGUAA